Hevea brasiliensis (rubber tree) is the source of this 771-nucleotide messenger RNA. RefSeq lists its product as uncharacterized. The coding region runs from base 1 to 771 and encodes 256 amino acids. The transcript has a single exon. The record is from RefSeq and is a predicted model, not a curated record. Lineage: Eukaryota; Viridiplantae; Streptophyta; Magnoliopsida; Malpighiales; Euphorbiaceae.
AUGCUGAAGAUAAAUAGAGUGUCAAAUGAUGCCAUCUGGUUGAGAUUAUUUCCUUUUUCUUUGAAGAAUCGUGCUAGGGAGUGGUUGCAUUCACUACCUCCGGGUUCAAUAACUACUUGGGAUGAGUUGUCACAAGCUUUUUUGGCUCAAUAUUUUCCUCCUAGCAAGACUGUAAAAUUGAGAAAUGAAUUAAUUUCUUUCAGACCAAGGGAUGAUGAGAGUCUUUAUGAAGCUUGGGAGAGAUACAAGGAUCUUCAAAGGAAAUGUCCACAUCAUGGAAUCCCUAAAUGGAUGCUAGUUCAGCAUUUUUAUAAUGGUGUUUCUCCAGCAAUUAGAAGUAAAAUUGAUGCAUCUUCAGGAGGUGAUCUUAUGGAGAAGUCAGAAGAAGAAGCUUAUUCAGUAUUGGAUAAAAUUGCUUACAACAAUUAUCAAUGGAGCUAUGAAAGAAAUGAAAUGAAGAAGCCAUCCGCUGGUGUAUAUGAGUUAGAUGCCAUGAGUAUGUUCAAUGCCAAAUUUGAUGCUUUAACGAGAAAAAUGGAUAAGUUAAGCAUGAAGGUUGAUUCUUUAAUUAGAGGAUCUAGUCAUGUAGAAGAUGUUGGUGAAGGAAAUAUGCAUUAUAUCAAUAAUUCUCCUUCUUAUGGGCAAGAAUUUGGAAAUGAGAAAGUUGAUUUUGUUGGGAAUUACAAUCAGAAACUAGUUGGUAAUCCUUUUUCUGCUACAUAUAAUCCAGCAUGGAGAAAUCACCCUAACUUUUCUUGGGGAGGUCGAUAA